GGGGACACGGACGGGGGGACACGGACGGGGGGACAUUGGGGACAUGGGGACAAGGGGACGUGUCGGGAACACAGGGACGCGUUGGGGACAGGAGGACACGUCAGGGGGGUGAGAAUAAAGGGACACAUCAGGGACACAGGGACAUGUCAGGGACAUGAGGACAUGGGGACACGUUGGGGACAUGGGGACACAUCAGAGACACGGGGACAUGUCAGGAAUGUGGGGACACGUCGGGGAUAUGAGGACAAGGGGACACAUCAGGGACACAGGGACAUGUCAGGGACAUGAGGACAUGGGGACACGAGGACACAUCAGGAACAUGAGGACAAGGGGACACGUUGGGGACAUGGGGACACAUCAGGGACACAGGGACACAUCAGGGACACCGGGACAUGUCAGGGACAUGAGGACAAGGGGACACGUUGGGGACAUGGGGACACAUCAGAGACACGGGGACAUGUCAGGAAUGUGGGGACACGUCGGGGAUAUGAGGACAAGGGGACACAUCAGGGACACAGGGACAUGUCAGGGACAUGAGGACAUGGGGACACGAGGACACAUCAGGAACAUGAGGACAAGGGGACACGUUGGGGACAUGGGGACACAUCAGGGACACAGGGACACAUCAGGGACACCGGGACAUGUCAGGGACAUGAGGACAAGGGGACACGUUGGGGACAUGGGGACACAUCAGGGACACGGGGACAUGUCAGGAAUGUGGGGACAAGGGGACACGGGGACACAUCAGGGACAUGAGGACACGGGGACACAUUGGGGACAUGGGGACACGUCGGGGACACGAGGACACAUCAGGGACACAGGAACACGUCAGGGACAUGAGGACAUGGGGACACGAGGACAAUGGGACACAUCAGGGACAUGAGGACAUGGGGACACGAGGACAACGGGACACGUCGGGGACACGAGGACAAUGGGGACACGAGGACAAUGGGACACGUCAGGGACACGAGGACAUGGGGACACGAGGACAAUGGGACACAUCAGGGACACGAGGACAUGGGGACACGAGGACAAUGGGACACAUCGGGGACACGAGGACAUGGGGACACGAGGACAAUGGGACACGUCAGGGACACGAGGACAUGGGGACAUGAGGACAAUGGGACACAUCAGGGACACGAGGACAUGGGGACACGAGGACAACGGGACAUGAGGACAUGGGGACACGAGGACAUGGGGACAUGGGGACACGAGGACAUGGGGACAUGGGGACACGAGGACAAUGGGACAUGUCAGGGACAUGAGGACAUGGGGACACGAGGACAAUGGGACACAUCAGGGACACGAGGACAUGGGGACACGAGGACAAUGGGACACAUCAGGGACAUGAGGACAUGGGGACACGAGGACAACGGGACACGUCGGGGACACGAGGACAAUGGGGACACGAGGACAAUGGGACACAUCAGGGACACGAGGACAUGGGGACACAUCAGGGACACAGAGACACGUCAGGGACACGAGGACAAUGGGGACACGAGGACAAUGGGACACGUCAGGGACACGAGGACAAUGGGGACACGAGGACAAUGGGACAGGAGGACAAUGGGACACAUCAGGGACAUGAGGACAUGGGGACACGAGGACAACGGGACACGUCAGGGACACGAGGACAUGGGGACACGAGGACAACGGGACACAUCAGGGACACGAGGACAUGGGGACACGAGGACAACGGGACACGUCAGGGGCACGAGGACAUGGGGACACGAGGACAAUGGGACACGUCAGGGGCACGAGGACAUGGGGACAUGAGGACAUGGGGACACGAGGACAACGGGACACGUCAGGGACACGAGGACAUGGGGACACGAGGACAAUGGGACACAUCAGG
This is a messenger RNA of Cuculus canorus (common cuckoo), 1855 nucleotides long. RefSeq lists its product as uncharacterized. The transcript has 2 exons. Bases 862 to 1776 code for a protein of 304 amino acids. NCBI's taxonomy places the organism in Eukaryota, Metazoa, Chordata, Aves, Cuculiformes, Cuculidae. The record is from RefSeq and is a predicted model, not a curated record.